Messenger RNA from Gymnodraco acuticeps, 2103 nucleotides. RefSeq lists its product as uncharacterized. The record is from RefSeq and is a predicted model, not a curated record. Lineage: Eukaryota; Metazoa; Chordata; Actinopteri; Perciformes; Bathydraconidae. The transcript has 2 exons. The coding region runs from base 175 to 1035 and encodes 286 amino acids.
ACCUGGAUCCAUAUGGCGUCUCGUCGCUACGGUUCUCUCUCUCUGUGUUCCCGAUAAAGUGUGUGUGAGCUCCAGCACUACUGAUCCAUUAUCUGUGUGUCUGGAUAAACCUCCGAAUAGACUCUGUGCCCUUUUUUUGGAGCGUUUACCUCGGACUAUAGGAGCUAGCUUAACAUGCUAGCUGGAAACGUUAGCAACACUAGUCAGAUUGAGAGUUUGAUGGAGAGAGAAACGGUGUGUUUAACGGAGUUUGCAGGAAAAGGUGAUCUAGUAAACAUGAGUAAAGUCCAAAUGCUGCUGUCGUUGAAGAAGCGACUCACUGCUGCUGCUGAAGAUAUAUUUGCUCUGUUUGAAAAAACGAUAGCAGAGCACGAGGAGGAGCUGUCUCUUUCCAAAGAGGAGAACGAGAGACUCCAGAAACUACUGGACGCUGUUUUACAGCCUCAGCUUCGGAUACACAGAGCAGACCCACUCCUGGACCCCCUGCAGUUCGCCUACAGAGCCAACAGGUCUGUGGACGACGCUGUCAACAUGGCCCUUCACUUCCUCCUCCAGCACCUGGACACACCAGGAAACUACGCCAGGAUCCUGUUUGUGGACUUCAACACCAUCAUCCCGGCUCUGCUGCAGGACAAGCUCUCCCAGCUGCAUGUGCCCGACUCCACCUGCAGGUGGAUCACAGACUUCCUGUCUUACAGGAAGCAGCACGUGAGGCUGGGGAAACACGUCUCUGACCCCCGGACCAUCAGCACCGGUUCCCCUCAAGGCUGCGUUCUUUCACCUCUGCUCUUCUCUCUGUACACCAACAGCUGCACCUCCAGUCACCAGUCUGUCAAGCUCCUGAAGUUCGCAGACGCCACCACCCUCAUCGGACUCAUCUCUGGUGGGGGGGGAGUCUGCCUACAGGUCGGAGAUGGACCAACUGGUGACUUGGUGUGGGGAAAACCACCUGGAGCUCAACGCCCUAAAAACAGUAGAGAUGGUCCUGGACUUCAGGAAGACUGCAGCCCCACCCACCCCCAUCACUCUGUGUGACUCUCCAGUAACUGCUGUGGAGUCUUUCCGCUUCCUGGGUACCAUCAUCGCCCAGGACCUCAAAUGGGAGCAAAAAGCCCAGCAGAAGAUGUUCUUCCUGAGAACAAAAUUAACUUUUUGAUGUCUUUUAUACAUGAAUAUGUUUGCCCUGUUUCAGAAAAUGCAACCCUCUCUAUUUUCCUCCUUUCCCACAUCUCUAAAAACAAAAUGUGGGGGUGCAAACCAUGGAUAUAUAUAAAGGCUAAAUGGCUCAAGGGGGAGUCGCCAGCGUAGCUCACCGGUGGCCAUCUUGCCACAGUCAACAACUACUGCUACAGCUCUUGUAAGGUUAGUGAUCUUAACUCGCUGAAAUCUUGACUGAUUUACAAACUGUUUGGUUUAUUAUAAACGUUAUUAUCAUGGCUAUGAUACAGGAGACAAUGAGACGUGUUGAACAAAAAAAGUCCAUGAUUAUAAUUAUAAGUAUGCAGUAUCAUGACUACAUCUUUGAUGUUUAUAACAAUCCAAACCGUUUGAAAAUUGGUUGAAAAUUGAGCAAGCUAUGGUUAUUUCAGAAGUGCACCAUAGAAAUAAUGCUAUGAAUAAGCGAGCUGCCUGUGGCAAGAUGGCCGCCAUGUGGCAACGUCGGUCUCCAUUGGCCAGCAGCGCGGGUGAGUCAUCUAGUGUUUAUAUAUAUCUAUGGUGCAAGCGAGCAGAUCCAGGAUUUGGCUCCUAUGACGUCAUUGAUGAAAUGUGGCACACGUGACACGUCCCAAACAAUCGCACACAUAGCAGUGACACUAUAAUUUACAUUUUUUUACUAUGUUCAAUCUGAAUUUACUUUAAAAUAAAAAAAAUCUAUAUUGAUUCUGACUCUUCUACAUCCAACUCACAGGUUUAUCAUUGCUUUGAGAAAAAAGAUUAUUAAUUUACCCCUUUUUAGAAGGGAAGUUAUUGUCAUUUGUUCUGGGAAUGUCAUUUUCGAGCCUGAGACCUGAAAAACAGGCUUGGGGCUUAACAGGUUAAUGGUGAUUAGAUUUUUAAAUGCUAACACUUAACAGUUUGUUCUGACUUUGUGCUUCCUGUAUU